Molecule: messenger RNA, 1094 nt
Organism: Ziziphus jujuba (common jujube)
Lineage: Eukaryota; Viridiplantae; Streptophyta; Magnoliopsida; Rosales; Rhamnaceae
Product: large ribosomal subunit protein uL30z
Exons: 6
Coding region: 170-913 (247 amino acids)
Biological process (GO): maturation of LSU-rRNA from tricistronic rRNA transcript (SSU-rRNA, 5.8S rRNA, LSU-rRNA)
Cellular component (GO): cytosolic large ribosomal subunit
Molecular function (GO): structural constituent of ribosome; RNA binding
Source: RefSeq, a predicted model, not a curated record
GCAUGCAGUAUUUAUAAGGUUCGCCACAGGUUCGACUGAACGGGUUAAUCCGGUUGUCAGUUCACAAACAAUUCGAGGACUAGGUCUAAAACCCCCCAAACCCUGCCGCCACUCUUUGCUUCCUCAAAAAUCAGACCUGAGAAAUCUCCGACACCGGAAUAGGAAAUAAAUGGCGGAAGAGGAGGCAAAGCCGUUGACAUAUAUACCGGAGGUUAUAUUGAAGAAAAGAAAGAGCACUGAAGUAUUGGCUCUGAGGAGGAAGGACCAAUUGGAGCAGAGGAAAUUCGGAUACAAGAAGAACAAGCAUGAAUCCAUCAAAAAGCCCGAGGAGUUUAUCAAAGAGUUCCGCUCCAAGGAACUGGACCUAAUCCGUCUGAAACACAGGGUAAAGAGAAAGAGGCCAGCAGCAUUGUUGACACCAAAGUCAAAGCUACUUUUCAUUAUUCGCAUACAGGGAAAAAAUGACAUGCAUCCAGCCGUUAGGAAGACCUUAUACAGCUUGAGAUUGAGGAAAAUCUUCAGUGCUGUCUUUGUCAAAGUGAAUGCAGGAGUUAUAGAAAAGCUGCAAAGGGUGGAGCCGUAUGUUACUUAUGGGUACCCUAAUCUUAAGAACGUGAGGGAGUUGAUUUACAAGAAAGGUCAUGCAAAAAUAGAUAAGCGAAGGGUACCUCUAACAGACAACAACAUUAUUGAACAGGCCCUGGGAAAGUAUGGCAUCAUAUGCAUAGAAGAUAUGGUUAAUGAAAUAGCCAAUGUUGGUCCACAUUUUAAGGAGGUUACUGCAUUUCUAUGCCCAUUCAUACUCAGCAAACCUGAAGGAGUAUUGCGAGGAUCAAAAACAGUAUACAAGGAAGGAGGAGACACUGGCAAUCGGGAGGAUGAGAUAAACGAACUAAUUAGCAAGAUGAAUUAGGACAUGGAGAGAAAGUGCUAUUGUGGCAAAAGUUUUGGUUAUUUUGGUUCUUUGUAGCAAGGAUGUCUUUAUAUUUAUAUAACUCUUUUCUAUAUAAAGGAUAUCAACGCUGUUGUAAUGUGCAUUGAAGUGAUCAAACUGAUAAAUUUGUUUUAGUAGAAUUUCAAAGUUAAUGGCUUUA